Westerdykella ornata is the source of this 1347-nucleotide messenger RNA. Its product is annotated as L-galactonate dehydratase. The coding region runs from base 1 to 1347 and encodes 448 amino acids. NCBI's taxonomy places the organism in Eukaryota, Fungi, Ascomycota, Dothideomycetes, Pleosporales, Sporormiaceae. The record is from RefSeq and is a predicted model, not a curated record. Gene Ontology annotation, biological process: carbohydrate catabolic process; amino acid catabolic process. The transcript is spliced from 5 exons. Gene Ontology annotation, molecular function: L-fuconate dehydratase activity; magnesium ion binding.
AUGGUGACGAUAACGGGCUUUGAAACGAGGGAUGUGCGGUUCCCCACGUCUCUCGAUAAAACGGGCUCGGAUGCUAUGAAUGCAGCGGGAGAUUACUCGGCGGCUUAUUGCAUUUUGAAGACGGAUGUGGGGUGCGAGGGGCAUGGGAUGACCUUCACCAUUGGACGAGGCAAUGACGUCGUCUGCUACGCCAUACCGUAUCUCGCCGAACGCAUCAAGGGCAAGACGCUCGAGUCGCUGGUGGAGAAUUGGGGGAAGACGUGGAGGUAUUUGGUCAAUGAUAGUCAGUUGAGGUGGAUUGGCCCCGAAAAAGGCGUCAUCCACCUCGCUCUCGGCGCCGUCGUCAACGCCCUCUGGGAUCUCUGGGCCAAAGUCCUCGGCAAACCCGUCUGGCGCAUCGUCGCCGACAUGAGCCCCUCGGAAAUCGUCUCCCUCAUCGACUUCCGCUAUCUCACCGACUGUCUCACGCCCGAGGAAGCCCUUGCCAUCCUCGAGAAAGCGCAAGAGGGGAAGAAGGACAGACUCCAGGAGGCGUUGGAGAAUCGCGCGGUGCCAGCGUAUACUACGAGUGCGGGGUGGUUGGGAUAUGGUGAAGACAAGAUGAGGGGUUUGUUGGAAGAGACGCUGGGGCAGGGUUAUAAGCAUUUUAAGCUCAAAGUAGGUGGGGAUGUGGAGGGCGAUAGGAAAAGGUUGACGAUUGCGAGGGAGGUGAUUGGGUAUGACCGCGGAAACGUGCUCAUGGUGGAUGCGAAUCAGGUCUGGGAUGUGCAGGAGGCCGUGACGUAUAUGAACGAGUUGAAGGAGUUUCGGCCGUGGUUCAUUGAGGAGCCGACGAGUCCUGAUGAUGUCCUCGGGCACAAGAAGAUCAAAGACGCCCUCGCCCCCUUGGGCAUCGGUGUAGCAACAGGUGAGAUGUGCCAGAACCGCAUCCUCUUCAAACAAUUCCUGGCUGCUUCAGCCCUCAAUGUCAUCCAACCCGACGCCUGUCGUCUCGGCGGCCUCAACGAAGUCCUCGCCGUCCUCCUCCUUGCCGCAAAGUACAACGUCCCCGUAGUACCUCACAGCGGCGGCGUCGGUCUGCCGGAGUACACUCAGCAUCUCAGUACGAUUGAUUACGUGGUGGUCAGUGGAAGGAAGAGUGUGCUCGAGUAUGUGGACCAUUUGCAUGAGCAUUUUGCGAGGCCGGCGAGGGUGGAGAAUGGCCAUUAUGUUACGCCCAGUGAGCCAGGGUAUAGUGUGGAGAUGAAGAGGGAGAGCAUGGAUAGGUGGGCAUUUCCGGGAGAGGAGGGAGUAAGUUGGUGGCGAAGUGACGAAGCUAGGGUGAUUUUGGAAGGGGAGAAGAUUUAA